AUGUCGAUCUCAGAAGAUAUAGCGGCAUCGCUGGGAGUGGCUCCGUCAUUGAUCACGCUCCUGCUCUGCCUCUUCUCCUCCGUCCCCGCUGCUCUGGUCGUGCGCUUCUUCCCCGGCCCGACGCUGAAGCAUCUCUACAGCAUUGCAGCCGGAGGGGCUCUCUGCUGGGUGGCGUAUGGCGGCCUUCAUGCGAGCCUCAACUUCUGGGGCCUCACCCUCGCGUCGUACGCGCUCAUGCUCGUCCUUCCUCGCAAGUGGAGCGGCUACGGCGUGCUCUAUGGCUCUUUCACCUACCUCACCUACUGUCACAUAAGCAACCUGGGAGCGGACGUGUGGAGGCAGGGAGGCGUGGACUUCACGGGCACGCUCAUGGUGUUCACGCUCAAGAUCGCCGGCUGCGCCAUGGACUACCAGGACGGCGCACUGCCGGAGGAUAAGGCGCACCACCGCAUGUACAGCAACAGGCUGGCGCGGCUGCCGUCGGUGGUGGAGUUUGUGUCGUUCGUGUUCUUCCCGGGCGCCGUGCUGGUGGGGCCCGUGUUCAACUUGAAGCAGUACCAGGCGUACGCCGCUGGGCAAGGGCUAUGGUCGCCCUCUGGAGCCGUGGUGCCAAUCAAGGCAGCUGACGCCAGCAAGGGGGAGCAGGCGCAGAACGGGAACGGGGAGGCGGACAGGGCGCAGGGCGAGAGCAAGGGCGAGGGGAAGCUGCGUAAAAUGCCGGAGCCGCUGCCUUAUGCUGCGCAGGCGCUGGGGAAGGCAAUCAUCUGCCUGGCGAUGCACCACUUUCUGUCUCAGCACUUCAGCCCCGCCCUGCUCUUCGAACCCCGCUUCCUCACCUACGGGUUCGCAUACAAGUGGUUCUGCCUGGUGAUGGCGGGUAUCUGCUUCCGCUGCUCCUACUACUUCAUCUGGAGUGUGGCAGAGGCUGCUGUGAUCCUCUCUGGAUUCGGCUUCUCCGGCUGGACCGACUCCUUCCCACCGCGCCCCGACUGGAGCCGGGCAGAGAACGCCAAUUUCAUCAAGUGUGAGGUCACCACGAGUCUGGCACAGAUGCCUGCCUACUGGAACAUGGGCGUCGGCACGUGGCUCCGAACCUAUGUGUACGACCGGGUGACACCUCGAUCCGGCAAGCCCACCAUGUGGACGCUCGUUUUCACUCAAGUCGUCUCCGCGCUCUGGCAUGGUCUUCACCCAGGCUAUUACCUCUUCUUUGUCAACGCUGCCAUUGGCCAACACACCUCCAAGCAGGUGUUCCGGCACACGGCAGCAGCGUUCCCGAAGCCGUCAGCAGCAGUGAAGGUCACCAUCGACGUGCUGCAAGCCAUCUUCAAGCAGCUCAUCGUCAACUACUCCAACGCUGGCUUCCUGGUGCUGCAAUGGGGUCAGACCAUAGCGGUGUGGCGGUCGCUCUUCUUCAUGGGCACGAUCGUCCCCAUUCUUCUCAACGUGCUGCUCUCCGUCAUUCCCACGCGCUCCCGGCGCCACAAGAAGGCCGAGAGGGUCGCGUCGGUGCCUCCUAAACCAUCGCACCUGCUCCCUCGCGCGCAUCUGAUAGGAAGUAGCGCCAUGUUGUCGCGCCAUCUGGGCCGCAAGGCCGCGGAUCUCGGGAUCGCGCGGUCUCCAGCGCUGUUGCGAUCGAUCGCAACCGUUCCCAUCGCCGACCGCCAUGCGAUCGUGUCGUCGCCGUCUCUCACGCCCGUUCCGUCCUCCAUUACCGACUCGUCUGCAUCGAUCCCGUCGCCUCCCCACUUCAGCUUCUCCCGAGGCUUCGCAGCAGAUGCAGCGCUCACCACGGCCCCACCCAUCUCUCCCACGGAGCUCGCCCUGAAAACCCCCUCCGCCACCAUCACCUACGACACGACCAUCCAUGAGCGCCUGCCGCCCGGUGACCCGUCCAAGCGUGCAUUCACCUACCUCGUUCUCACCGGUGGCCGAUUCAUCUACGCCUCAGCUCUCCGCCUGCUCGUGCUGAAGUUCAUUCUCAGUAUGAGUGCUAGCAAGGAUGUGCUGGCGUUGGCGUCGCUCGAAGUGGACCUUGCAAACAUCGAGCCUGGUAACACGGUUACCGUGAAGUGGCGCGGGAAACCGGUGUUCAUCCGCCGCCGCACGCCUGCUGACGUGGCGAAGGCCAAUGAUGUGAACCUCGCGGAGCUCCGAGACCCCGAGCCUGAUUCGGCCCGGGCGCCGAACCCAGAGUGGCUGGUUGUGAUUGGUGUGUGCACGCAUCUGGGGUGUGUGCCGCUGCCGAAUGCGGGGGAUUAUGGCGGCUGGUUUUGCCCGUGCCACGGGUCGCACUAUGACAUCUCGGGGCGCCUCACCGCGUCCUCCCGCCAGCAGCAGGCCUCCUCUACCCCCUUCCAGCCGCGCGGUGCGUUUCUCAAGUUCAAUGGCCUCAAGAGCACCGCCAGCCUGCCGUCGUCGAAGCAGGCCGUGCGAUCCCCUGCGAUGUCGCGCAAGGCCUCCAACGACCCCGUGCGACGCCUCGUGACGACGGCCGAGUUCUCCAAGGUUCCCCAGGAGCCCAUGGGCCUGUACGACCCUGCAUUGGACAGCGACGCCUGUGGUGUCGGCUUCGUCGCCGAGCUCUCCAAGAUCCCCACGCGCAAGACUGUGACUGACGCGCUCGAGAUGCUUAUCCGCAUGGCGCAUCGUGGCGCGUGCGGCUGCGAGGUUAACACCGGUGAUGGUGCUGGUAUCAUGGUGGCUCUACCGCACGACUUUUUCGUCAAGGUUGCCAAGGUGGAUGCUGGCGUGACUCUCCCGGCGCUGGGAGAGUACGGCGUGGGAAUGUGCUUCCUCCCAACGGACAAAAAGCGCAGGAACCUCGGCAAGGAGGCAUUCAACAAGGUGGCGGAGGAGAUGGGGUGCAAGGUGCUGGGGUGGCGGCGCGUGUUGACGGACAACGCGGAUCUGGGCAAGGCGGCGCUGGACACAGAACCCAUCGUGGAGCAGGUGUUCCUGCUCGUCAAUAAGGACUCGCACCUCGAGGCCGAGCAGCAGAUGUGGCUGCUGCGCCGCACCGCCAUGAAGGCGGUUCGUGAGGCGCUCGGCCUCAAGGUUGGGGGAACGCGUGACUUCUACAUCUGCUCGCUCUCCACCAGGACGAUCGUGUACAAGGGUCAGCUGAAGCCGGAGCAGCUGCAGGGCUACUACCACGCCGACCUCGACGACGAUCGCUUCACCUCCUACAUGGGCCUCGUGCACUCGCGCUUCUCGACGAACACGUUUCCGAGCUGGGAGCGCGCGCAGCCGAUGCGCAUUCUGGGGCACAACGGCGAGAUCAACACGCUGCAGGGCAACGUCAACUGGAUGCGCGCGCGCGAGGGGCUGAUGAAGUGUCCCGGGCUCGGCAUUUCCAAGGAGGAGCUGGACGCCGUGCUGCCCGUCAUCGACGCCAACUCGUCCGACUCGGGCGCCUUCGACGGCGUGCUCGAGAUGCUCGUGCGCGCCGGCCGCACGCUGCCCGAGGCCGUCAUGAUGAUGAUUCCCGAGGCGUGGCAAAACGACAAGAACAUGUACCCCGAGAAGAAGGCGCUCUACGAGUACCUUUCGGCCCUCAUGGAGCCCUGGGACGGCCCUGCUCUCAUUGCAUUCUCCGAUGGCAAGUACGUGGGUGCCACGCUUGAUCGCAACGGGCUGCGUCCCGGCCGCUACUACGUGACGCACAGCGGCCGCGUCAUCAUGGCCAGCGAGGUGGGCGUCGUCGACGUGGACCCUGCUGACGUGGCACGCAAGGGGCGGCUGAACCCUGGAAUGAUGCUAUUGGUGGACUUCGAGAAGCACGAGGUGGUCGAUGACGAGGCGCUUAAGCGCCAGUACUCGAGCCAGCGCCCCUACGGCGAGUGGCUGGCCAAUCAGAAGCUCACGCUUGGCGACAUCGUGGCGUCUGUCCCGGAGGCGGACCGCGUGCCGCCGGCUAUUGCGGGCGCGACUGAAGUCGAUUCGUCUGCAGAUGAGACGAUGGAGACCAUGGGUAUCAACGGGCUCACCACGCCGCUGAAGGCGUUCGGGUACACGAUUGAAGCUCUGGAGAUGCUGCUGCUGCCCAUGGCUCAGACGGGGUCCGAGGCGCUGGGAUCCAUGGGGAAUGAUACCCCGCUGGCGUGCAUGUCCACGCGGCCAAAGCUCAUGUCGGAGUAUUUCAAGCAGCUCUUCGCACAGGUCACCAACCCCCCCAUCGACCCCAUCCGCGAGGCGGUUGUGACUUCUACUGAGUGCAUGGUGGGGCCCGAGGGGGAUUUGACUGAGACGACUGAGGAGCAGGCGCACAGGCUGUCGCUCAAGGGGCCGCUGCUGACGCCGGAGGAGACGGAGGCGAUGAAGAAGAUGGACUACCGCGGGUGGCGCACGGCUGUUGUGGAUAUCACGUUCGCGCGGAGUGAAGGGCCGGAUGGGCUUGAGAAGGCGCUGGAUCGGAUCUGUGCUGAGGCGAGUCUGGCGAUUGAGGCUGGAUACAAGAUGCUCGUGCUGUCCGACCGAGCCACGUCCCCCACGCGCGUGCCCGUGAGCGCCCUCCUGGCCGUGGGCGCGGUCCACCAGCACCUGGUGCGCACGCUGCAGCGCACGCGGAUUGGUAUCGUGGUCGAAUCCGGCGAGCCCCGCGAGGUGCACCACUUCUGCACGCUCGUGGGGUUCGGCGCGGACGCCAUCUCGCCCUACGUGGCCACGGAGGCCAUCUGGCGCCUGCAGGUGGACGGCAAGAUCCCUCCCAAGGCGGACGGCUCCCUCCGCACCAAGGACGAGCUCAUCCGCACCUACUUCAACGCCAGCAACGCCGGCAUGCUCAAGGUGCUCGCCAAGAUGGGCAUUUCGACCCUGGCCUCGUACAAGGGCGCGCAGAUCUUCGAGGCCUUGGGAUUGUCGAGCGAUGUGGUGGACCGUUGCUUCCGGGGCACGGCGAGCAGGAUUCAGGGGGUGUCGUUUGAUGUGCUGGCCGCGGAUGCGAUCCGCAUGCACGACCAGGCGUUCCCGCUGGGGACUGAGAAGAACCUUCCGGAGGAUUCCGCUGAUGCGACUGCUGUGCCGAACCCUGGGGAUUAUCACUACAGGAAGGGUGGCGAGGUGCAUUUGAACGAUCCGGUGGCGAUCUCGCGCCUGCAGGAGGCCGCGCGGACGAACAGCCCGGCGGCUUAUAAGGAGUAUGCCGCGAUUACGAACACGCUGAACCAGCAGUGCAACCUGCGCGGCAUGCUCAAGUUCAAGCCGGCGCCAGGUGGUGCGAUUCCAUUGGAGGAGGUGGAGCCGGCUAGCGAAAUUGUGAAGCGGUUCUGCACAGGAGCCAUGAGCUACGGGUCUAUUUCCCUGGAGGCACAUCAGAGCCUGGCUAUUGCUAUGAACACGAUUGGAGGGAAGUCGAACACGGGCGAGGGAGGCGAGAACCCGUCCCGUCUGGUCCCUAACCCUGACGGGAGUAACAAUAUCCUCAGGUCGUCUAUCAAGCAGAUUGCGAGUGGUCGGUUUGGCGUGUCGGCGUACUACCUGACGAACGCGGACGAGCUGCAGAUUAAGAUGGCGCAGGGUGCCAAGCCCGGGGAGGGAGGCGAGUUGCCCGGGCACAAGGUGAUUGGCGACAUCGCUGUGACGAGGAACAGCACGCCCGGUGUGGGGCUCAUCAGCCCGCCGCCCCACCACGACAUCUACUCCAUUGAAGACCUGGCGCAGCUGAUCUAUGAUCUCAAGAACUCCAACCCUGGUGCCCGUGUGAGUGUGAAGCUAGUGUCCAAGGCGGGCGUGGGAGUGAUCGCGAGCGGAGUGGUGAAGGGCCACGCGGAUCACGUGCUCAUCUCGGGCCAUGAUGGCGGCACUGGCGCCUCCCGCUGGACCGGCAUCAAGAGCGCGGGUCUCCCCUGGGAGCUCGGUAUUGCCGAAACCCACCAGACCCUCGUUGCCAACGACCUGCGCGGCCGUACUGUCCUGCAGGCGGACGGGCAGAUGAAGACCGGGAAGGAUAUCACAGUUGCCGCACUGCUUGGUGCGGAGGAGUUUGGGUUUUCGACGGCCCCGCUGAUCACCCUCGGGUGUAUCAUGAUGAGGAAGUGUCAUAAGAACGUGUGCCCGGUGGGGAUUGCGACCCAGGACCCGGUGCUUCGUGCGAAGUUUUCCGGGCAGCCGGAGCACGUGAUCAACUAUUUCUUCAUGGUGGCGGAGGAGGCGCGCGAGUACAUGGCGCAGAUGGGCUUUAAGACCAUGGAUGAGAUGAUCGGCCGUGCGGACAUGCUGGAGCAGGACAUGGAGCUCUGCAACUCCAACCCCAAGCUGCAGAACAUUGAUCUCUCUGUGCUGCUCACUCCUGCAGCAACCCUUCGCCCGGGUGCCGCGCAGAGGUGUGUGCAGAAGCAGGACCACGGGCUUGAGCUGGCGCUUGACCAGAAGCUGAUUCAGCUCGCGCAGCCGGCAAUCACGCAGAAGAUUCCGGUGUUUGCGGAGGUGCCGAUUGUGAACGUGAACCGCGCGGUGGGGACCAUGCUGUCGCACGAGGUCACCAAGGUGCAUCGCCUGGAGGGUCUCCCUGCUGAUAUGAUCCAUUUCAAGCUGACUGGCAGCGCUGGGCAGAGCUUCGGCGCGUUUACCUGCAAGGGGUUGACUCUGGAGCUGGAGGGAGAUAGCAAUGAUUAUGUGGGCAAGGGGCUGUCUGGAGGGAAGCUGAUCAUCUACCCUCCGGCCACGUCGACGUUUGACCCCAAGGAGAAUAUCAUUAUCGGGAAUGUGGCGCUGUAUGGCGCCACGUCUGGUGAGGCGUAUUUCUGUGGCAUGGCUGCGGAGCGGUUUGCUGUGAGGAAUUCCGGUGCGAGGGCUGUGGUGGAGGGCGUGGGGGACCACGGGUGCGAGUACAUGACGGGCGGCACGGUGGUGAUUCUGGGCGGCACUGGGAAGAACUUCGCUGCGGGAAUGAGCGGCGGAAUCGCGUACAUCCUCGACCGGGAGGGAGACUUCCACAAGAGGUGCAACACUGGUCUCGUUGACCUGGACCCUGUGGUAGCAGAGGCAGACGUGCUGCUGCUGCGGUCCAUGAUUCAGCAGCACCAGAGGUAUACCAAGAGCAAGCUGGCAGGGGAGGUGCUGGCGGAAUUUGACGAGCUGCUGCCCAAGUUUGUGAAGGUGUUCCCGAGGGACUUCAAGCGCGUGCUGGAGGAGGAGCGGGUGAAGAGGGAGAAGGAGGCGGCUGCGCUCAAGGAGAAGGACGCUUUUGAGGAGCUCAAGAGGCUUGCGGCCGCGAGCGGAGGGGAGGUCAACGGGUCCGCUGCUGUGGUUGCGCCCAAGCGCCCCACGCGCCUCCCUGCCCCCGUUAAGUUCGGCGGGUUCAUGAAGUAUGAGCGUGAGCCACUUCCCUACCGCCCGGCAGAGGAGCGCCUGACUGACUGGGGCGAGGUUCUCGCCUCUGACCCCGGCCGCCCCGAGCUCCUCAAGACGCAAUCGGCGCGCUGCAUGGACUGCGGCACGCCCUUCUGCAACCAGGACAAGUCGGGGUGCCCGCUGGGAAACAAGAUCCCCGAGUUCAACGAGCUCGUGUACCAGGGCCGCUGGAAGGAGGCGCUGGAUCGGCUGCUCGAGACAAAUAACUUUCCGGAGUUCACUGGGAGGGUUUGCCCUGCGCCGUGCGAGGGCGCGUGCGUGCUGGGCAUCAUUGAGAAUCCUGUGUCGAUUAAGACGAUGGAGCUGAGCAUUAUUGACAAGGCGUACGAGAUGGGGUGGAUGGUGCCGCGCCCCCCUGCCAAGCGCACUGGCAAGAAGGUGGCAAUCAUUGGCAGUGGCCCGGCAGGACUCGCCGCCGCCGAUCAGCUGAACAAGCGCGGGCACACGGUCACCGUGUACGAGCGGGCGGACCGCAUCGGUGGGCUGAUGAUGUACGGCGUGCCCAACAUGAAGACGGACAAGACCCACGUGGUGCAGCGCCGUGUGGAUCUCAUGGCAGCAGAGGGCGUCACGUUUGUUACCAACGCACACGUGGGCGUGGACGAGCAGUACAGCGUGGAGAAGCUGAGAGCGGAGAAUGACGCCAUGCUACUGGCCUGCGGGUCCACCAAGCCAAGGGAUCUGCCCGUGCCCGGGAGGGAGCUUAAGGGGGUGCAUUUCGCAAUGGAGUUUCUCGCGGCGAAUACCAAGUCGCUGCUGGAUAGCGGUCUGAAGGACGGGAGGUUUAUCUCGGCGGAGGGGAAGAAGGUGGUGGUGAUUGGUGGGGGUGACACAGGCACGGACUGCAUUGGCACGAGUCUGCGGCACGGGUGCGAGUCGCUGGUUAAUCUUGAGCUGCUGCCGCAGCCGCCGCCAUCCCGCGCCGAUGGCAACCCCUGGCCGCAGUGGCCGCGCAUCUUCCGCGUGGACUAUGGGCACGAGGAGGCCAAGACCAAGUUCGGAGCCGACCCGCGGUCGUACGAGGUGCUGACGAAGCGGUUCAUUGGCAACGAUGCGGGCGAGCUGACGGGCAUCGAGACGGUGCAGGUGCAGUGGGCCAAGGACGCUUCCGGAAGGUUCCAGAUGAGCGAGGUGGCCGGGUCUGAGGAGGUGAUCCCCGUCGACCUCGCUCUUCUCGCCAUGGGCUUCCUGGGCCCGGAGCAGAACGUGGCGGAGAAGCUGGGGCUCAAGACGGACGCGAGGAGCAACUUCCAGGCGGACUACGGGCAGUUCGCCACCAACCUGGAGGGCGUCUUUGCUGCCGGCGACUGCCGCCGCGGACAGUCUCUGGUUGUGUGGGCUAUCGCCGAGGGCCGUGGCGCAGCAGCCAACAUCGAUGCAUAUGUGAUGCGGAACGAGCCGGUGGACAUGGCAGCAGAGGAGAGGGAGCUCGUGGAGGUGGCUGCCAGGACUGUGGCUGCUGUUGAUGCUGCUGAGCGGAGCGCUGCCAAUGGCAGUGCCACUAACGGGAGUGCCACUAAUGGAAGUGCUACUAAUGGGAGUGCAACGAAGGGGAGAGCGUUUCCGGAGGGCGUGGAGCAGGCACGCGUGGAAGCUGUUGAUGCGUGUCUGAUGGUGGAGGGGGAGGAUGACACGGAGCACAUUGAGGCGUGUGUGGAGAAGAGCGUGGAGGCUGCUGCCUUGGGAGAUGGCACCCCUGUGUCAGAGCAAAGCUAUUAG
Closterium sp. Yama58-4 is the source of this 9072-nucleotide messenger RNA. The record is from the annotation of a GenBank genome assembly. NCBI's taxonomy places the organism in Eukaryota, Viridiplantae, Streptophyta, Zygnematophyceae, Desmidiales, Closteriaceae.